CCCGGCCUCUCUUCUCCCAGUACCAUGUAAAAUAUUAGACGGAGCUUUGAAAGAGGAAGGCACCGAACUGCGUGGCUGUGUUAAACUGACUUCUUAACGAUGUAAAUCCCUCACAGCUGCAGCCUUCUGUAGCAAAUGUGAAGAUCCGUGCGUGGCAGAGAAAGCAAUAUUCCUUGAAGUGUAUGGGGGCUCUGCAUGGGAUGCCUUGGUUUGCCCAGUGAAGUUCCAAGGUCAUCUUCCGGGAGCAGUUUUCCCUGUAACCUGCAGGAGGAUGGGAACUGGUGAGGAUGCUGUGUGGAAAAAAGCAACAUAAAUGAGCCAACUUGCUUAUUUCUCUCGAAAAUUUUGUUUGCCACAUCAAGCUGUGAAGAAUGAACUAAGUGAUCUCUUUCGACAUCUACCCAUCAGCACGUCAAGACGAAGUAAAUUGCUUCUGUGUUGAAUUGUGUUUAAGAGAGAAAGUUCCACUUUUGACAUUUUGCACCAUUUUGAAGAUGGCCCUUUGUCUGAAGCAAGUUUUCAAUAAAGACAGGACAUUUCGACCUCGAAAAAAGUUUGAGCCUGGAACCCAACGGUUUGAGUUGUAUAAGAAAGCUCAGGCCUCACUGAAAUCAGGUGUUGAUCUCAAGACUGUAGUCCAGCUUCCUGCUGGGGAAAACCUCAAUGACUGGAUUGCAGUGAACACUGUAGACUUCUUCAAUCGAAUCAACCUCAUCUAUGGUACCAUUUGUGAGUACUGCACUGCAAGGAGCUGUCCUAUCAUGUCAGGAGGGCUGAAGUACGAAUACAGAUGGCAGGAUGAACACAAGUACAAGAGGCCUACAAAAGUGACUGCUCCACAGUAUAUGAAUUUGCUCAUGGAUUGGAUUGAAACCCUAAUCAAUGAUGAGGACAAUUUCCCCACCAGAGUUGGUGUCCCCUUCCCUAAGAAUUUCAUGCAGCUUUGUAAGAAGAUUCUCACCAGACUUUUCCGAGUCUUUGUCCAUGUUUACAUCCAUCACUUUGAUCGGAUUACCACGAUGGGAGCUGAAGCCCACGUAAAUACGUGCUACAAACAUUUCUACUACUUUGUGACCCAGUUUGACCUGAUAGAUGAGCGGGAGUUGGAGCCUCUGAAAGUCAUGACAGAGAAAAUUUGCCACUAAUUCCUGCUUGAGAAUGGCCACGCAAUAAAUCUCCUUGUGAAAUGUAACCCAGCACUUGAGCCAAGACAAAGAAGAUCAUCAAAAAAAUGGCUGUCUUUGGUCUGAGCCCUACAGAGUCCAAACAAGCAGAUUCAUUUAAAGUCAUAAAUGAAGAGUCAGAACAAUAGUCAGAACUUUUCAAGGUUUCUCUUGGGAACAGAUUGGCGAUAAUAAAUUGUGUGCCAAUGAAAUGGACUCACUUCAGGAUAACUGCCAUUUGGAACCCUACUCUGGAUUCUCCAAAUUGAUUUAAUUCAGUCAUCUGACAGCAAUUCAGCAUUUUCUGAUAUUUACUGUUAGAUUCAUGAAAAAAAUACAAUCUAAGCAUGUCAUUAAACUGAAAUACUCGCUCCAGCAAAGCCAUCUGUUUAAAUAAGAUGACCUGAGACAAAUAUUUGAAAUUUAUAAGAUCAUAAGAUACUCUGACUUGAACAUUGGCAGUGGAUGUACAUUUAUUAUAUCAUCUCCCUUUCUGGCCAACUAUUACAUGGCUAGGAUAACUCAACACCAGAUUUGGACCAAAACCAAGAGUUGUCAGACAUGUAUCAUGCCUAAAAGGACCAGAACUUGGCAAACAAAAUAGGCUAGAACUGUUGGAAAAAACCCACAAUUCCAUACCAGUUUGUUAGAAAUAUUUUUCAAAAGCAUCUCCAAGUUCAUCCUAGGCCACAGGAGCCCUGGACUUGCUGGCCAUUGUUAUCCUUCAAUCGGUGGCUCCUCUGGUGUUGCCCACCCAUGGAGUCCUGCCCUAGAAACAACAAUGCACAAGCAAAUUAGCUUAUUGAACCUGUACCAGGUUAAAUCCCAAAUCAGGAAUACCAUUUAAUUUUAAUAGAGAGAAAUAUGAGGGGACUAUGUAAGAAUGGGGUAAUUUGUAUUUUAACCAAUUGUAUUUACUUUGAUGUUUUGUUUAUCAUUGUUCUUGGGUAUUUUAAAUGUCCUUAUGUCUUUUUAUUGCUUUGAACAUACUUCAAGAGCAUGCAUUGUCCUUGAAAAGUUUGGCUAUUGCUAAACCGGGAGUGUGUAUUUUUUGAAGUAUUGAAGUGGAUGGAGCUCAGUUUGGUCUGAUUUGUUCCUCAGGGACCUGACACCAUACAGGGCCUUAUGACAGGGCUGGCAUUUAUCACUGAUAGGCGCCAUGAGAGAUAUGACCUAGGGCACUUGAUGUAUGUUCUAGUCCAAUUUCCAUAUGUAUAUCAAAACGUCUGGCUCUACCUCACGACCACCUCUCUUGACAAUUCCAUUAUCUCUGAAUAAUGAAACAGGUUGUACCAACAUUUAGUAGUGGAGGAGUAGAAAUUUGUCCAAAUGAAUAUUGGAAAGACUGUAGCCGCUGUAUUUCUUAUCUGCUAUAAGUCUGUUUCCUACAAUCAUCUGAGAGUAAACCCCAGACCCUUUGCAGCCUUUGUUAUAUUUGAUAGUGAAGUGAACUUCACAUUUUUGCAUUAUUUCUGUUUCUAACGCUACUACAGCAAUCCAGGUCAAUAUCCACAGUACACUUUCCCUGUGACUGUGUGUGAGUUUCCUUCAGGUGUUCCAAUUUCCUCCUACAUUCCAAAGAUGUAUGGGUUAGGAAGGUUAAUUGGACACAUGGGUGUAAUUGGGAGGUGCAGGCUUGAUGCGCCCGGAGAACCCGUUACUAUGUUGUAUCUUUAAAUAAGUCAUUGUGAGUGGCUAAUCAGCAUUGACCACCAUAAAACUUGUUAACAUAAAACAUAGAAGACUGCAGUACAGGCUCUUUGACCUACAAUGUUGUGUUGACCUUUUAACCUACUCUAAGAUCAGUCUAACCCUUCCCUCCUACAGAGCCCUCCAUUUUUCUAUCAUUCAUGUGUGUAUCCAAGAGUUUUUAAAUGUUCCAAAUGUAUUUGCCUCUAGUGAUUGAAUUCAUUUCUAUCUGUUUAAUGUGAUGAUUCAAAAAAAUUGAAUUUGUUUCAUUUCUAAAUUAAUUCAUCUAAUCUCUCAAAUGUUCUUUCAAAGGUAAUGUAAUCACUAAUGGCAUGCUGGCCGUUCUAUAACUGACACAAAGGAGAGGGACAGACAAAGGAGCUCCUACUGUUCAUUUAAGGAGAGAAAAAAGGCUCAUUUCUGACACUUUGUGAAUGGACAAUGUGACUAUUCAAGAGUAAUAAGAAUGGAAUAUUUACUUUUAUCCAGCACGUACUGUCCUUUUACAGAAUUUAUAAUUGAACUAAUUGAGUUGACAACUUAGGUGUAAGGCAGGUUUUGUAGCAGUCAUUUAGUACAAAACUAAACAUACAAUGGUGCUAGAAAGUUUGUGAACCCUUUGCAAUUUUCUCUGUUUCUGCAUGAAUAUGACCUAAAGUGUGAUCAGAUCUUCAUGCAAGUCUAAAACUAGAUAAAGAGAACCCAAUUAAAUAAAUAACACAAACAAGAUUACACUUGUUCAAUUACUUGUUGAGAAAAAUGAUCCACUAUUACAUGUAUUUGUUGGAAAAAAAGUAUGUGAACCUUUGCUUUCAGUAACUGGUGUGACCCCUUUGUGCAGCAAUAACUUAAACCAAAUUUUUCUGGUAAUUGUUGAUCAGUCCUGCACAUCGGCUUGGAGGAAUUUUAGACCAUUCCUCCAUACAAGACUGUUUCAGUUCAUCAAUAUUUCUGGGAUACCUUGCAUGAAAAGCCUUCUUCAGGUCAUGCCACAGCAUCUCAAUGGGGUUAAGGACUAGACUCUGAUUUGUCCAUUCCAAAACAUGAAUUUUCUUAUUUUUUUAAACCAUUCUGUGUUGAUUUACUCUUGUGUUUUGGAUCAUUGUCUUGUGUCAUCCAACUUCUGUUAAGCUUCAAGUGACGGACUGCUAUCCUGACAUUCUCCUGUAAAAUUCAUUGUUCCCUUAAGGAUUGCAAGCUGUCCGCGCCUUGAGGCAGCAAAGCUGUCCCAAACGAAGAUGCUAAUUCCACCAUGUUUCGCAGUUGUUAUGAGAUUUUGGUGUUGGUGUGCAGUGCCUUUUUUCCUCCGAACAUAGCAAUGUGCAUUUCUGACAGAAAGUUCAACCUUUGUCUCAUCUGUCCACAGAAUAUUGUCCCAGAAGUUUUGUGGAACAUCCAGGUGGUCUUUGCAAACUUGAGAACAUCCAGCAUUGUUUUUUUUUCGGGGAGGCUUCCAUGAACACCGUUCUUGUUCAGUGUUUUUCUCAUAAUGGGCACAUGGACAGAGACUUCAGUAAGUUCUAGAGAUCUCUGCAGGUCUUUUGCUGAUACCUUUGGGUUCUUUUUUUUUUAACCUCCUUCAGCAUUGCAUGUUGGUGUGAUCUUUGCACAAUUCCCACUCCUAGGUAGAGUAAUAACAAUACCGAAUUUCCUCCAUUUGGAGACAAGUUCUCUUACUGUGGACUGAUGAACACUCAGAUCUUUAGAAAUGCUUUUGUAGCCUUUUUCAGCUUCAUUCAUCUCUACAGUUCUUCUACGGUCCUCUGAAAGAUGUUUUGAUUGAGACAUAGUGCACAUAAAGAGAUUUUUCUUAAGAAGAGCAGGCUCUGUCAGUAACGUGACUUUGUGUGUCUUUUUUAUAGGGCAGGGCACCUCCAUAACCCACACCUCUAAUCUCAUCUCAUUGAUUGGAACACUUGACUCCAAAUAGCUCUUGUAGAAGGUGCACAUACUUUUUUGAACACAGACUGUGAUUAAAUGGUAUACUCAGUAUUGAGGAGGAGUACAGUUGUUUGUGUGUUAUUUGUAUAAGCAGAUUGUGUUUGUCUAUUAUUUUGUCUUCGAAUUAGAUCAGACCAUAUUUUAUGAGCAAUUAAUGCAGAAAGCCAGGUAACUGCAAAGGGUUCACGAAUUUUUCUUGCAACUGUAUCUAUGCAAUCUGUUAACUUAUAUAAUUAUUUUUUAUAGGUUAUGUUACCUGUUAGGUUACUUUACAUAGAAUUGGUUGAAAUUGUGUUUUUUUAAAGUUAUUUUAAAUGGGUGCAUUUUAAUUGGCUGCAUACUUGUUUAGUUUAACAUGAAGACCUUGUAGAAGGUGGAACAGUUGUGUCAGAAUCAUAGCUGUCAGCCAACAUAAUCCAUCAUUUUAAAGUGCUAUAUAAUGUCCUCUUGGAAUAUUUUACAAGGACAUAAUGAUGCAAUUUGAGAAUUUCAUACCUAUUAGAAUGUCAUUUAAUCGAAAUGUUAAAUGCCAUUCUAAAAAUUCUAGUUGUACCCACUCAAGGGGAAGGAAUGGCUAUACCUACUCAUGGGAAAGGCUUUGGGAGUAAAUUCUGAGGAAAAUUCUGGAGCUGGAGUCUCUAAUGCAGUUCCCCAUUGAGUUCAACACUGACCGGCAAUUCUUGCAAUGCCACUGGUGCCAAGCGUAUUGGUGUCUGCCAUUCCUUUGGAUUCAUCAGCUGCAUGCGGAACAGCUUUCUCUCCACAUUGCAAUGUCCUGGUUUGCAUACUGGUUUGCUCAUCACAUAGGCAGCUGGGCUGCAACAUCAAUAGCUGAGCCCAACCAAUGGAAGGCCUCAAAUAAUCAAAAUGUUAAAACAAUUGGAAUUCAGUUCAAUGCAGUAUAUUGAAUGGAGAAGCAAUAGUGUUUAUAAUCAAGCUUGUUGACAAAGAAUAGUGCACAUUUUCAAUUGAAAAAGUGAACCACAAUAAGAAUACAGUAGUGUAAAUAAGAUCUUUAAUCACAUAAUUCUUUUAAUAUAAAUGGGCAGAAAACAAUAUGUGUUUUUAUACAUAUGCAAGUUCCAACUUGCUUGAUUUUCCUAUAAGUGUACCAUCAACUAGAUCAUUGAGGAAAAUCUCUGUGAAUAUUCUGUUAGUCAAAUGUCAAGAGUAUUUUUAAAUUGAAAUGUAAAGAGACAUUGUUCUGACCAAAAUAACGUGCUCACAAUGUUCAGCAGAACAAAACGAAACAACAAAACAGAACUCAACAAGUGACAAAACAAUAAUAACAGAACAAGCCCCAUUCCUCCUCCCAGCUUGCCGAAUAGUAUUAUACACAGAAAUAGAUAUUGUCCUCUUUUGCAUAGUUAGUGCUAUAGUCAUGCUAGUUCACACAAUGGGUGAGCUCAAGUUGUUCAUCUGAACAAUGAAGUGCAGCCUUUUUUUCAGCCUCUCUUUUCUAAAGAAACAUUCUCUCAAUGCAACUCUGAAAUGUUAGGCUAGUCUAGCUCAAUUACUUAAUUAUGGUUUGAAUCCAGAAGGAGCAGAGCAUGCAUGCGCGUACUAAGGUCUAGAUAACUUUCAGGUAUGGGCUGGUAGGUGGCCUAGAGCAUGUGAGUCAUAAUUUGCUAAUCUCCAAUUAAACAGAGUCACAUCAUCUACCCUUGAUAUACAAUAAAUAGCAUGACCAUAAACAAAACUCCCAUUAGCAAUUUCCUGAUGAGAAGAGUGAGCAGAGAUGGGAGAUUACAAUGACCAGAAGCUAAACCUGCCACAGCAACAGGUUAAAGGCUGGGUACUCUGUAAUAAGUGACUCACUUUCUGACAUCCCAAAGCUUUCCACCAUUUCCUUGGCAAUUCAGGAGUGUGAUGUACUCCCCGCUUGCCUGGAUGAGUGAAACACUAACACCACUCAGAGUCUGACACCACCCAGGGCAAAUCAAACUUUUUGAUUGGCCCCAUCUAGCACCCGAAACCUUAAUUACCCCUGCUGCUGUCACCUCGUGGCUUCAGCACAUGUCACCAACUAAAUACUAUGUAGUUAAAUCCCUCAGCUUCUCCUACAAUAUAUAAUGUUUACCAGCUAGAAGGAUAAAGGUAAUAGGUAUAUUGGCAGACAUUUACCUGCAGUUUUUUUCCAAGUAAUACACCUGAACUGGACUUGUGCUUGUAAUGGAUCUCAAUCCUGGAACUCCCUGCCUAGCUGAAUUGUGGGAGUACCUUUACCUGCCAUCUGACCACCAGGUUAUCAUGUGAUUCAAUAGGCAUUCAUUAGAAUGCCAUUAGAUAACCUCUUGGAAACUGUUUGGUGGGGAUUCCUUCCGAUGAAUGCUUUUCAUUAAAAUAAGCUUGAGUAGAAUCUGCAUCAGCAUGCCCCUGGAAACAAAAUGGGACACCAUGUUUGAUUUCAUAUACUGUUCAAAUGCCAGUUGCUCUGUUAGAUUAUGAAGUUUAACCUUACAAGUUGUUGACAGCUUGAUGAGCUGUGCACUACAUUCUAUCCUAAAUAUAAUGAGCCGGAAGAAGCGUCUCAUUCAUGAUCAUAGAGCCAUUAUUCAAUUUGUGUCUAUCUGAUGACUGAGCCAUGGGGAGUAAGAAAAUGUUAGUCCUACUAUAAAGACAAAUAAUUUAGUUGUAAUGUUGUGUAGCCAUUAAAACAUAUCAUUUUCACACCUUAUACAUUCAUAUGGAUAAAGCAAUAAUUUCUUACUUCUCAACUAUUAAUAGUUAAUUUAAUGUGCUACUCUAAUCAGUUAUUGCUCUUCAUACUAUUCAUAUGAUAAACCAUAUAUCAUUGAUUUUUUAAUACUGUACUUCCAACAUUCGAUAUUCCUUUACAGAUGACAGAUGUGUUCUGAUUAACACAUGUGCAAGCCAUGAUAUUGAAUAUCAGCAGGUUAUUCAACAACUGCUGAAAUGCUUGCACAAUAAGGAACUUGUCAGAAAUCAACACAAAUUCUGAUAUCAAACUGGAAACUUCCCUGGUGUGAAUAAUUCAAGGAUCCACUAGAUGAACUUGCUGAGCCUUUAGGACAAUCUGUUUAACUCGAUAUUACCAAUUGAAGUCAUCAGAUGGGUCAUUUGGAUUAACUGCAAGGUUUUUACUUUGAGUUGAAGACCUGACACAUUCCAUUGUCAAAUUUUGUACAGUGGGGAGGUGAAAUGUUGAAUUUUUAUAAAACGCCAGUAUACUCUUGUAUCAUUUGAAGUCUUGUUUGUCUGACUUGUUUGUACAGAAUCUGCAGAAAAUGUUCUGCUUAUCACAAAGCUGUAUAAGAGAGCUAUCUAUAAUACUGGUUUUGAUAACUGUGGAGCUGAAAUCAGGAGAGUGGACACAGUCAUAAACAUUUGCUGAAUGUCAAUAACUAUGGAAAAUUGCAAGUUAAUCUUCUACAAGAUCUUGUGCUGGUGUGAAAUUGAAUGGAGUUUGUAAUAAAAGAUCACAAGUAACUGAAAUGCACAGACAAAUUGAAUUACCCACUUGAAGAGUAUUGUAGAUGAUUACAAAGUUUCUUUUACAUUUUAUUAUAUAUAUUUUUUUGAAUUUGGGUUUUCUUAUACUAUUUGCUUGGAAAUAAAAUUAUUAGAUAUUUUGCAAAUCA
Hypanus sabinus (Atlantic stingray) is the source of this 8395-nucleotide messenger RNA. Its product is annotated as MOB kinase activator 3C-like. Gene Ontology annotation, biological process: positive regulation of protein phosphorylation; signal transduction. The record is from RefSeq and is a predicted model, not a curated record. Lineage: Eukaryota; Metazoa; Chordata; Chondrichthyes; Myliobatiformes; Dasyatidae. Gene Ontology annotation, molecular function: protein kinase activator activity. Gene Ontology annotation, cellular component: cytoplasm; nucleus. The transcript is spliced from 5 exons. Bases 495 to 1145 code for a protein of 216 amino acids.